Molecule: messenger RNA, 1317 nt
Organism: Ramularia collo-cygni
Lineage: Eukaryota; Fungi; Ascomycota; Dothideomycetes; Mycosphaerellales; Mycosphaerellaceae
Exons: 2
Coding region: 1-1317 (438 amino acids)
Source: RefSeq, a predicted model, not a curated record
AUGACGUGUCCAAGCACGCAGGUCCACCACUGCGCGGCCUUUGUGGCAGAAGUCUACACUUGGACCGCCCUGGGCCUCUUGAUAUUCGCUGCCAGGUUCGCCGUGCGGCUUCGAAUACGAUCAUGGCGACGACUUCAGGGAGACGACUACAUGGCCAUUGUGACUCUGCUGAUGUUCAUGAGUUGCAUCGCCGGUAAAAUGACGGUUUACUACAUUGGACCCAACUCUGACCAGAGCGAUGAGAGCCUACGCACUUUUACUAAAUGCCAGAUGGCCAAAGUUGUCAUGGCGAGCAAAGUACAGGUAUUCCUAUGGUACGCAUAUGUGUCGUUCCUCUGGGGACUCAAGGCCACGGUGCUGUUCUUCGUCAGCCGGCUCCCUUUACGACUCUAUCAACGUCGCUUACUCAAGCUCUUCGUGGUAAUGAGCGGACUUGCCUUCGUGGCCAUCAUGAUCACCUUGACUUGCACAUGCCUGCCAUUCCGUCUCGGCUGGGCCACGAUUCCACGUCCGCCACCCAAAUGCACCAGUCGCAUGCAGAAUUACUAUCCAAUCAUGGCCACAAACAUCGCCACAGACUUGGCCAUCCUGACGGUUGUUUUCCCGUUACUCUGGCAGCUUAGAGUAUCAGUGCGUAGAAGAGUCGCACUGACACUGCUCCUCUGCUCCGGCAUAUUCGUCACCAGCGCUGCCCUCGUCUCAUUAUGCAUGUCGCUGACGGACCCAACAUCCACGAUAAACACCAAUCUGUGGGGUACCAGGGAAGAGAUUGCUGGAAUUGCCGCUGUCAACGCUCCCGUCAUUCGACCCAUAUUCCUCCGUGCGUUCUGGACAAAGGGUUUCGAUCCUUCCCGACGAGCACGAACACAUCCCAUCAGGCAAAAGCCCCUCGAGGCAGAAGGUUUCGCGUUGGGAGACAGAUCGAGGAGACAAAAGGUAGCUAGCAAGAUCAACCAAAAGUUUGGUGUCAUCACAUCAAUAGGAAGCUCGUCAAGCAAAUCAUCCACCGGAUAUUGGACUUCUAAAAGUGCCGAUACCACCUACGGUCCCUAUGCGGUAGGAUCGCAACGUGUCUWCGAGGACGAAUUUGAGGAUUUAGAAUGGGCAUGGGGUGUUUCUCGAGAUACUUCCACGACCAGAGGUCCAUGUCCGCUUUUGCCGGAACCAUCGCCUAACUUCGCUUCUGUCGAGGAACUGCCUGGACUAGGCGGACUCCAACCGAUCGUAGAAGAAGACGAGCCCAUUGCUGUGAUUGAGGGGAUUGCCAGUCCACCGGAGUGCGCAAAAGCUAACAGAGUCUCCGCACAUGCUCCGUGA